Messenger RNA from Oncorhynchus nerka (sockeye salmon), 3224 nucleotides. Its product is annotated as germ cell nuclear acidic protein-like. The transcript is spliced from 13 exons. The record is from RefSeq and is a predicted model, not a curated record. Gene Ontology annotation, cellular component: nucleus. The coding region runs from base 120 to 2474 and encodes 784 amino acids. NCBI's taxonomy places the organism in Eukaryota, Metazoa, Chordata, Actinopteri, Salmoniformes, Salmonidae.
AUGAGAACUUCCGGUGCACCGUUUUGAAUCUUCGUUUGGUGUCUUUCGGUUGCUAUCCGAGACUUGGGCCCAAAGCAAAUGUAUUGACCAUCAUCUUCAAAGACAGAGAGAGAGAGACCAUGGAUGAUGAUAAUCACAGAUUAUUUCAAAGAGUUGCAGAGAAACUGGGCUGGUCAGAGAAGGGAGGAUUGGAAACAGCAGAACAACGGCUGAUUAAGAGCGUCGGUAAGACUCGGCGUCUGGCCACAGACUGUCAUGGCUCCAGGGGUGCUCAAAACCUUCCUCCUCCAGUCCAGAUACAUCUGCUCGACACUGAGGAAGAGGAUGACAGAGGCCCAGGGAAAGAGAACCAGGUCUCCAAGGGCAACGGUUACAGGACCAAGGUGUUCAUGGAGUCCAGUGACGAUGAUUUUGACCAGUUUCUUGUGGAGCAGGCUACACCCAAAACUGCUUCUCGGAAACAUUGCAGUUCUGCUAAGAAAGUCAGUGAACCAGUCCUUGUAUUAAGCUCAGACAGUGAUGACUACUUUGAAAACUUCCUGAGCCGUGUGAAAACUCCCAAGCCGAAGCCUAAGGAAGCCGAGCGUGGCAGUGGAGACCGGUACAGUGGAGACCGGUACAGUGGAGACCGGUACAGUGGAGACAGGUACAGUGGAGACAGGUACAGUGGAGACAGGUACAGUGGAGACAGGUACAGUGGAGACAGGUACAGUGGAGACAGGUACAGUGGAGACAGGUACAGUGGAGACCGGUACAGUGGAGACCGGUACAGUGGAGACCGGUACAGUGGAGACAGGUACAGUGGAGACAGGUACAGUGGAGACAGGUACAGUGGAGACCGGUACAGUGGAGACCGGUACAGUGGAGACCGGUACAGUGGAGACCGGUACAGUGGAGACAGGUACAGUGGAGACAGGUACAGUGGAGACAGGUACAGUGGAGACAGCCUCAGAAACUUCAUUGUCGACAGCUUUUCCUCCGAUGAUGACUUUGUCGUUGAGAGGAAGAAAAAACCUACCUCUAAAGGUGCCUUUAAGACCCCUAAGCCGUCAUCCUUCCAGACCCCGGUCAGAAGACCCUUGUCCCAGUGUAACACUCCAGUUUUCCUCAGCGACAGUGAAGAAGAUGAUGGUAUUGUGAUGAAGAGCACGUGGAGGACAUGCCACCCUGUGCACCAGCCGCCGCCACAGACGCACAAAGUCAACGUCCUACAAAGUAACCAGAAGGGCAACAUCUUCUUUCCCUCUCCCUGCCCUCCUCCUCUGCCUUCCCUCUCUCCCUCCCCUCCUCCUCUGCCUUCCCUCUCUCCCUCCCCUCCUCCUCUGCCUUCCCUCUCUCCCUCCCCUCCUCCUCUGCCUACCCUCUCUCCCUCCCCUCCUCCUCUCCGCUCCUCCUUCACCCCCUCCCUGACCCCCCUUCCACAGCGGACCCACUCAGCCCCGUCGAAGGUGGAGGACUCAGCCAGCUCAGAGGAAGAGUUCCUCAGCUUACUGGACAGAAUUAAGAAGAACCACAAGACCAGCAACACCCCAACACCUAAACCCAACACGGGUAACACCCCAACUCCCAACACAGGGCCCAAUCAGAAGCCCCCCCUGUCAGCUCCACGGCAAAAAGCCUCGAAAGAGGUGUGCCCUCGGCCAUUGGUGAGAACGCCCUUGGAUCUGAAGACCCCGGUGCGGCUGCUCGUCUCUAAACCCGCUGUGUCCCAGCCGGAAUCCAGACUCAAGACCAGCGGCCUUUCUUCCUCCAGUGUAUCAGCAGGGUGUAUGACUCCUGGGUGUUUCCUCCAGUCUCUGUCUGGACCAGGCUCCAGCUACAGCCGCAACUUCAAACAGACCAAGGAGGAGCUCACCAGCAAACUGUAUCGCCUGUACAACACCAGCGUGUUCGACAGCAAGCUGCCCAGUAACAUGUCAGUGAGCUGGAAUAACAAGAUGAGAAAGACUGCUGGCUACUGCAUCACAGGGCAGGAGAGAGGAGGAGGGAACCGAUACGCACGUAUCCAACUCUCGGAGAAAGUCUGUGACUCUGCAGACCGUCUGCGUGACACGUUAGUCCAUGAGAUGUGUCACGCUGCCACCUGGUUGAUCAACAGUGUGAGGGAUGGACACGGCCCCUUCUGGAAGCUGUACGCCCGCAAGGCCACGCUGGCACACCCCGAGCUGCCUGUGGUCACCCGCUGCCACAGCUACGACAUUAACUACAAGUACCAGUACCAGUGUAGCCGCUGCAAAAACACACUCGGUCGUCACUCUAAGUCUCUGGACACCCAGAGGUUUGUGUGUGCCCUCUGUACGGGUCAGCUGGUCCUGCUCACCCCCGCCAAGCCCCGGGCGCCCACACCCUUUGCCAACUUUGUCAAGGAGAACUAUGGCAGUGUUCGCCAAAACCUGGUGGGUCAGAGCCACGGUGAGGUAAUGAGGAAACUCAGUGUUGACUUCGCCACCAAAACUAAACUCAGCCAGAACUGAGAAGGAGAGAGAGAGAGAGAGAGAGAGAGAGUGUGUGAAAGUGAUGAGGUGGAAUCAUUCUAACCUGGAUUAGACCUACAUUACUCUCGUCUCCUGGACUAUAAAGCACUCUUGAUAAAGCACUCUUGUUCAGUAGUAUUUGUAAAACCCUGUCUGAACAUCUUCAUUCCUUGAAGAUCUCCACUGCUCUGAAGCAAUGGUGGGAUCCUUCUCUUUCAUCCAUCCUAAUGUCUUAGAUUAGUGGGAUCCUUCUCUUUCAUCCAUCCUAAUGUCAUAGAUUAGUGGGAUCCUUCACUUUCAUCCAUCCUAAUGUCAUAGAUUAGUGGGAUCCUUCUCUUUCAUCCAUCCUAAUGUGUUAAAGUAGUGGGAUCUUCAAGUUGAUAGGUCUGUCUUAAAUACCUCUGUGUAUGUAUCAGGUUUUCAGAGGCAGCUAUGGUGAGUCUGUCAUUCCUCUGUAGCUGGCGUCUCACCGUUAGUGAAAUGAGCCAAGAGACACACUGGACAGUGAUUUAAAGGCAUCGUGAAUCAGUCAUAUUGUUGAGCCUGUCUGUGACAUGCAUUCAUACCCUUCAAAUAUCAUUAUGUGACCAACUGCUUUGAAUUACUUAAAAUAUGAAUCAGGAAAUAGUUCCAUGAAGUUUCAUAGAAGGCAGAUCUGGCAACUUCACAUACAAUUUAUGUUACAUUUUGAACGUUUGUCUUGUUUGUUUUUUCAUGUUUUGUUUUUGAAUAAAGAUUUAAUGUUUUACA